AUGGAUAAAGCAUGGACUAAACUCCCAAGACACUGGAAGAAGUAUAGAAAAGGUGUUAAGUCUUUUUUAGAUUUUGCCUAUACCACAGGAAGACCUCAAGGACGUGAAAUUUCUUGUCCUUGUGCUCAUUGUGUAAAUUGUAAAUGGGAAAGAAGACAUGUGGUCCGCGAUCAUUUAAUAGCUGUAGGUUUUGUGAAAGGAUAUGAUGUUUGGGUAAACCAUGGAGAGGAUAUACCAUCGCCUAUGAAAAUUAAGGAGGGCACAAAAGAGCAAGAGAACUCACUUGAUAACAUUGGUGGUUUAUUGUAUGACACAUUUAGAAAUGUGGUUGAAGCAGAGGAAAGUAGUGAAGCUCACAAUGAGGAUUCGAGAAAGUUCUACAAGUUUAUUAAUGAGGCAAAACAAGAGUUAUACCCCGGAUGUGAAAGCUUCUCUACUCUAUCGUUCAUAAUUCGACUUUACUUGUUGAAGUGUCUGCAUGGAUGGAGCAAUGCAUCUUUCACUUCCCUUUUAGAAUUAUUGAAAGAAGCGAUUCCAGAAUUAAACAUUCCUGAAUCUUUUAACAAAACAAAGGAGAUGAUUAGUGAUUUGGAUCUCGAUUACAAAAAAAAUUCAUGCAUGUCCGAAUGA
Molecule: messenger RNA, 630 nt
Organism: Lathyrus sativus (Indian pea)
Lineage: Eukaryota; Viridiplantae; Streptophyta; Magnoliopsida; Fabales; Fabaceae
Source: the annotation of a GenBank genome assembly